Messenger RNA from Periconia digitata, 2418 nucleotides. NCBI's taxonomy places the organism in Eukaryota, Fungi, Ascomycota, Dothideomycetes, Pleosporales, Periconiaceae. The record is from the annotation of a GenBank genome assembly.
UCACACCCACCCUUUGUCACCGGCCUCUACCUCACUCUUCUUUGCCCUCCUCUGCCUUCACCCUUCUUCUUCUUCUCUUUGUUUCUCUUCCAUCUAUUCACCGCUGCACCUUGCUUUCAUGUUUGCUGCCUACCUUCUGACAUGGACACAAGCAAGUCUGAGGAGCUGCGCUAUCCACCCGUUCGGGUCGACCAAUCUAUAGAAAAGCUCGACCUCAACAGCCUUAUCAUGAGGUCCAACGCUCGACCACACGCCCAAGAGGCCACCGCCUUGGACGAGAGCACCUACGAAGUCGUCGGCAUGAGUGAUAGUGUCUACGAAACCUCCGAUGACGAGGGUCACACGGCUUCGGUUGCCUCCACCACCCCGGACGACGCCUCCACCUUCGAUGACGAUGAAGAAGAUGACGAUUUCGCUCAAUACACGGAUGACCGUCCACUGCCUCUUGAAACCUCUACCAUCGAAGAAUCGCCCGAUCAUGACGCACCGACCGCCAUCGACGACAGCGCCCUCACCGAGGCACCCUAUAUGAGGCAUAGUGAGAGUCGAAGCGACAUCUGGAUGGUGCCUGAAGGAGAGCAUAACACAGACCAAAGCAACACAAAAGUUUGGGCUGUCACAAAGGAAUUCACCUCCGCACAAACAGCUGAAGGUGUACUCAAACCGUACCAAUGCAGCGACAUGAGGCUGGCGGUCCGGGCUGAUAUCUCUGCCUCCUACAUGCCGGCUCGUAGUGCAUUCAAGAUUCUAUACGUUGGCAACAUCUCAGAUUGGGCUAGAGUAGACGUCGAGUCUUGCAUCAGCAAAGCCCUAUGCCAAAGCCCAGGCCCUUCGAGAUCGAUCAUGAGACAAGGUCAAAUGGAACCCUAUGGCCCGGUGCUCUCUUCCGACCUCUGCACCGAUCUCAAACGACUAGAUGCUUCGGACAAGUCCUGCGCCGUGAAGGUCACGUUCGAUGACGGAAUGGAGAUUUCGUUCGGAAACUCAUCUAGAUACUCCACGAAACAACAAGCACGUCUUCCUGACCUCGUCGUGUUCUGGUAUCCGCACCCCAGGCUGGCAGCUCCAGAGAUCGAACACUACCCCGCUGCUUGCAAGGCCUUGAGCUACCAUAAGAUCCCCUGCCUUCAUGUUGCUGAAGACCGGCGGUUCCAUCACCAUUCCGAUAAUUCUGUCUGCGUCAAAAACAGUAUACAGCUCUGCGUGGAAGGCAGGAACGGAGAUUCCGAGGAUUUUGUGCUGAAAGAGAACCUUCCCAUCGAUAUGUACACUCUCCAGAAUCUUGACUCGUCUCAACUGAAUCGGCAUAUUGCCACUCUGCAAUCGCCAUCGACGUCACCAAAAGCCACCUCGCAAUCAAGUUCCUGGAGUCCCGGAAACUAUCACACCUACUUCACGAAAGUAAUCAGGUCGGUACACAGCUCGCCAUUGAAGUUUGGCCUUGCGGUGGGUCUCUUGUCAAUUAUGUUAAGCUGCUACUAUCUCGCGCUCCCCGCUCUAUCUUUGAUGCAGAACGAGUCUUCACUGGUACACGUACAAGUGGUCCCGAGUCUGUGCCGCUCUGGAGUCGGCAGCUUUCAGACUGCUGCGUCGCCAAUAUUAACAUCGACAUCCUCCGUGCCCCCGAAUGCAGCUACCUCCGCGCCCGGAAGUCUCAGUGUUGUACUGCCGUUGCAGAAGCUACCUUCCCGACGUACUGGCAAAAAGAAGGUUGAGAAAUCAUUCUAUGACAUCCACAUGACAGGGGGCCAUCAAUUCACGUUGAGUCCCGACAAAGAGUUGGCCAACCGCAAGAGCAAACCGCAGCUCCAGAUACAGGUCAUGAAGGACGCCGAGAAGAUUCCCAUCCGUUACACUCGCACGAUCGACGGCGGCUAUGUGGUAGAGCUCGAGCAGGAAUACCAGGUCGGGCUAUUCAACGUGAGUAUAUCUACCCACUCAAAGCCUUAUAAGAUGCAACAGUGGUUCACGGUCAGUCUGGGCCGUAACAAGACCGUGGUCGGGCAAUUCGUGGAUUUCGUCAACCGUGAUGUUGCUGCGACACAGGAGAACCUGAGGAAGAUGUCUUCUGUUUUAUCUGGACGCGCCAAAUCUGCGCUAUCUCGUGCAGGAAACAACAUCGAUGCGUGGAAGAAGCAGGUCCGCCUACCCGAGGCAGAUUUGGCAGGCAACGUACGCGAAACCCAAAAGGAGGUACAGCGGCAGUUGUCAUCUGGCAUUCACGUGCUUCAAGAAGUCACUGCAGAGACUUGGAUGGGUAUUCGCAAGGUCACUGCUCCUCUGCGAACAUCGGACGCCACACUCCGCGCGCGAGCCAAUGCUUUCAGGAUACGAUGUCGCUUCGAGGAAGCUGUUGGCCUUUCUGGCAUCAAGCCGGAUGGGGGGAAGUCUCGGGCGUGCAAGCAAGCUGGUCGGUGA